Messenger RNA from Saprolegnia diclina VS20, 515 nucleotides. RefSeq lists its product as hypothetical. The transcript has a single exon. NCBI's taxonomy places the organism in Eukaryota, Oomycota, Saprolegniomycetes, Saprolegniales, Saprolegniaceae. The annotation marks the transcript as partial. The record is from RefSeq and is a predicted model, not a curated record.
ACAACAACGUGUGUCUGGACGCAGACCCGACCGAUGGCCAAUCGCGGCUGCAAGUCUGGAGCUGCGCUCCGGUCGGAACCAACCCGAACCAGUUUUUCGGUCUCACGAGCGUCACCGCCGAGCCCGCGACGCUCACGUCGCUCAGUGGGCUUCGCUUCGGCGCCAACGUCGGCAGCGGAAGCGUGGGUUUCGGAUCUGGUGCAAGCGUCUGGAACUUCAACUUUAUGACGGGGCAGAUUGUGGCGCAAGGAUCCAACCAGUGCUUGGACGCGUACCAAGCGCAGAACGGCGGGGCGGUGCACCUCUGGCAAUGCGACGCGACCAACGGCAACCAAAAAUGGACGUUGGACGCGACGACGGGGCAGCUGCGCCACGGCACGUUCAAGGGCUUCUGCCUCGACGUGCAGAGCGAGUCGGGCGCGACGCCGUACCUCUGGACGUGCCACGACUCGAGCGACUACUGGUUCAAGUUCCAGACGUUCAAGUAUCAAAACACGGCCGUGGCGUUGCCGUAG